GGGAGACACUCACAGAGAGUGUGUGUAUGUGUGUGUAAGAGAGAGAAAGAUUGAGAGAGAGAGAUUUGAGAGGGGGUGUGUGUUGCGUGUCGGGCUUCUGCACCUAUCCAUCUCUCCAACACCCUCCUUCAAAUCCGUCCCCAAUUCCUACCGAGUUCAGAGCUUGCGCGGCUGCCCGCAAGGGUCCUUACUGGGAGGAAAGCUGAAGGCAGCAAGGGCAGGGAAGCUCUCUGAUCUCGCUCCAGGGACGAACAUCAGAUGACAGCUCCAGCACACCGAGGGAGGAGAACCCCGCUCGCCCUUGGCCGCUAGAGACAGCAGAGCUGAACCCAGCUUCAGCUUCCCCGAAAGGUCAGGCGCCGCGCAGCAGCGGCCGGAGCGAGGGAGCAGCUCUCCGGACAUCCCCGCGCAAAGCAGCCGAGCCCGAGCGCGAAACCUUGGGCGAAAAGUUACCACUCGUCUUCCCCCCGCAUUCACUUAACCUGGAAAGAAGAAGCCCGCGAGGACCAAGGAGAGCUCUGCGCUUGUAGCUGAAGAUGCUGCUGCUGCUCCCGCUGUGGCUGCUGCUGCCGGAGUUGGCCCUCCUGGUGCCGGCUCAGAAGUUUUCAGCGCUCACGUUUUUAAGAGUGGAACAAGACAAAGACAAAGAAUGUACUCUGGAAUGCACAGGUUCCCCUCAGAAGUCCUUGUGUGCAUCUGAUGGCAGGACUUUCUUGUCUCGAUGUGAAUUUCUACGGGCAAAAUGCAAAGACCCUCAGCUAGACAUUGCCUACAGGGGAAACUGCAAAGAUGUCUCACGAUGUGUGGCAGAGAGGAAAUAUACCCAGGAACAAGCACGGAAGGAGUUCCAGCAAGUAUUCAUCCCAGAAUGCAACGAUGAUGGGACUUACAGCCAGGUUCAGUGCCACAGUUACACAGGCUACUGUUGGUGUGUCACCCCUAAUGGUCGUCCAAUCAGUGGUACAGCUGUAGCGCAUAAAACUCCACGUUGCCCAGGGUCUCUAAAUGAGAAGCUGCCACAGCGUGAAGGUACAGGAAAAACAGUCUCCUUGCAAAUCUUUUCCAUUCUGAAUUCAGAUGAUGCCUCAGCUCCUGCACUGGAGCCUCAGCCCCAAGGAGAUGAAGAAGAUAUAGCUUCUCGCUACCCUACAUUAUGGACUGAGCAAGUAAAGAGCAGACAAAAUAAGACCAAUAAAAAUUCUGCAGCGUCAUGUGAUCAAGAGCUCCAGUCAGCAUUAGAAGAAGCUAAACAGCCCCAGAAAGAUAAUGUAUUCAUUCCAGAGUGUGCUAAUGGUGGGCUUUAUAAACCAGUACAGUGCCAUCCCUCCACAGGAUAUUGCUGGUGUGUCCUUGUUGAUACAGGACGCCCUAUUCCUGGUACAUCCACAAGAUAUGAACAGCCAAAGUGUGAUAACAGUGCUAGAGCUCACCCAAGCAAUACAAGAGACGUGUUCAAAGGGCGCCCAUUGCAAGGUUGUCCUGGUGCCAAAAAGAAUGAAUUUCUGACCAGUGUCCUAGAUGCACUUUCCACAGAUAUGGUGCAUGCUGUUUCUGAUCCUGCAGUAUCUUCCAGCAGGCUUUCAGAACCAGAUCCAAACCAUACUCUGGAGGAAAGAGUUGUUCAUUGGUAUUUUAAACAACUGGAUAAAAAUGCUAGUGGUGACAUCGGCAAAAAAGAAAUCAAACCUUUUAAGAAAUUGUUGAGGAAAAAAUCCAAGCCCAAAAAAUGUGUGAAAAAGUUUGUGGAAUACUGUGAUGUGAACAAUGACAAAUCUUUGACAGUUCCAGAAUUAAUGGGUUGUCUGGGUGUAACAAAAGAAGACAAUAAAGCAGAUACAAAGAAACGUCAUACAAUUCCAAGAAGACAUGCUGAAAGUACUCCUUCUAAUAGGCAGCAAUCCUCAAAGAAGCAAGGUUGAAGACUUCAUAUCCAGGGCAGAUCUCUCGGAUGUGUGGGAGAUUUCCUCACCAAAGGUCAAUAAAGAGCAACCAUAGUAUUUGCACUUUGUACUUUAAAUGUAAAUUCACUUUGUAGAAAUGAGAUAUUUAAACAGACAUUUUUUUAAAAAAAAAUCUGUGAAAAUGUAGUACCAGCUUAUUUUAAACAAUUACCACAUACAAUGUAUGUGCCUUUUUGUUGUUGUCUGAAAUCUGUGUCUUGGAGAUGUAAAAGUUUGCAUUUAAUCUGCUCAAAAAAGAAUAAUGUUCUGUAUUGUAGAACUAGCCUUAUGGUAUGUAUGUUUGUAUGUGUGUGUGUUUGUGUGUGAAUACAUACAUACACAUAUACUAAUUUUCAGUAGAAUUGCUUAUUUUAAUGUAAUGGUUAAUAUUAUUGAACCAGCUUGAUUUGAAGUCUACUGAGCUCACAAAGUUACAUAAUCUAUGCUUGAGGUUGCAUGCUCUUAAAGCUCAUAAAAGAUUAAAAAGUGUUGGUGAUUUAGGCACCUUACAUAAGAACAUAGAUUUUAAAAAGAGUUUAGGGUGCUUUUGUUGAAAAGAUGAAUACUUUUGUACAGCUAGACUGCAACCACGCUGGUUUGAAAAAAAAACACUUUUGUCUUCUUGAAUUUCCUAUAAUUUCUAGAGGGCAGGAGUAUAUGUUUAUUUUAGUUUCUAUCAUUUUGUUUUGGGAUGGUUUAAUCAGCCAGUAAAGGGAAAGAAAGUUCAUUCUGUCACUCAGAGCUGAUUCUGUUAAGCCGCAGAAUAGCAGCAAAAGGACGCAAUUGUUCAGCAUUGUCGUUAUAAUUCUAAGGAGACAAAGAAACUAAAACAGGUUUGUCGAUCUUUGCUGCUUCUUACACCUGGAUAGGCUAAGAUAUGAGAUUUAGGAGCCCCAGGUCUUAUGAAGUUAAACCCAUAAAUUGGACAAAUUAUAUACAGGUAUGGUAAGGAGAUGAAAUUAGGCCAAGCUCUCCCUUGGGGCAUCUUUCUUGCCAUCUGGGAGAUGAUCAUACAAGUUUUCAUACCUUUCCUUCCGAUCUGAUAGAGGUAGGAUUUUUCAGUUCAUUUCUAUAAUGCCUUAAAGCAGUGGGUCUCAACCUUCCUAAUGCCAUGACCCUUUAAUAUAGUUCCUCAUGUUAUGGUGACCUCCAAGCAUAAAAUUAUGUUAUGUUUUCUGUAUUUUUUAAAAAAAUAUGUGUUUUCCGAUGGUCUUAGGCAACUCUUGUGAAAGGAUUGUUCGACCCCCAAACGGGUUAAGACCCACUGGUUGAGAACCACUGCCUUAAAGGAACAAUAAUUUGUAGAUGUGUCCUUCAUGCCAAAAGCUUUUAAAGAAGAAAGAAUCAGUUUGAUUAACUGAUUAACUUAACUUUUUGAUUUUGGACAGAUUUUAUCCAAAGAGACCAAAUGGAUAAAGUAACUGAGUGUAUAUAUAUAUAUUUUUUUAAGUAAAGAGGAUAGCUGUGAUUGUUAACAAUGAUCAAUAUUCUUUUCAAUUCAUUAACAGAACUUUUGCUCAAUAAUAUGUAGAAUAGCUUUUGAUGAUUGUGUUCUGAUUUGGUCUCUAUAUUGUAUUUAUAUCUGCAUUUAUAAUUGCCUAAUAAUAUGCGAUUAGAUGACUUUAAUCAGAUUCAAUUUGAGCAAUAUAAAAUGGGUUUUUAUCCAGACAUUUGGGUAUAAGGAGAAGAUAACCAGAAUGCAUAGGAUUUUUUAUGUCUUUAAAAGAAAUUGUCACUUAGAAUUUGAUACGUUUUUAUAAUGCUAAACUUUGAAUUUAAACUGUUUAGAUUAAAAAUAUAGUGUGCUCUAAAAGUGUUUUUGUUAUCUGUGGCUCAUAUAUAACUUUAUAUAUUAAUUGAUUCUUAUAUAUUAAUUGAUCAGUAGAUGCAUAUUCUGUUUCCACAUAAUAUUAUACCUGGUUUUUUAAACAAACAACAAGGAUUGAAGACCUAAUUUAUGGAUUAGCCAAAUACUUGAUACAAUCAUCUAAGUAACCAAUUUUAAUAUGUAUUAGACCUGGAUAAAUACUGGAUUUCUAUUAACUGAAAAUAGUAGUAAUUUCACGCCACACAAGUUCCUAGUAAUACUUGUAGCAGAUUGUUGUGUGAAUUCUGAAUUGUGGCAUCUAAAUUAUUGUGAGACAUGCAGAUUAACACAGAAUAAGCAGAGAUAUAAUUCUAUUCUGUCACAAAUUGCUUUAGGAAUUAUUCAUUUCCAUAUUUUAAAAUGUUUGUACCUGUAGUUGUAUAUAGCUGUGUACCAGUGGUGGGUUUCAGGAGGUACGCCCUGGUACACGCGUACUGAGCCAGGCCAGAGCACCGGAUACAGUUCCAGUACGGUACUCAGGAGGGCCCCCCCCACCCGAACUCCUUACUGGAGUUUAAAGGCUUUUGCACUUCCACGCAGAUGUAUGGCGCAUACAGUGCCUGCGCGAUGCUCCACGGAGUAGCUGGAGCAUCGCAGAGGAGCUUGAAUGCAUGCGUGUGUUGUACACAUAUGCGCGUGCACUGCACAGAUCCAUGAGGACACUGCUGGCCCCGUUCCAACCGUGCCGGUUGGAACGGGAUUUGCAACCCACCACUGCUGUGUACUUAAAAAAACAGUGUACAAAUGGAAAUAAGAACAAAAGCAAAGCAGUUUUGUGAUGAGAGUCAGGGGAAGAAAGAAACAUCCAUAUUCAAUUUCCAGGCCCUGAAGGGUACAAAAGUUUUGGCUAGGUAGCUCUGGGUGAUCAGAGCUUAUCAGGAAUGAAAUUUCAAUCAAUUGUAAAUAUUUUUCCAGCCUUAUCAUGAUUGUCAGCUUGAACUGCACUGGAAUUAAAAUAUCACUAGGGCAGAAUGAGGUUAAAUGAGUUUUAAAAUACAUGAACAAACAGGAGGAAGAAAAUAUAAGAAGACUGCUGACAGAUUUCUUGUGCUAGAAGAAACAAAUUAAAGGUAUCUAAAUCUGGCAAGAUGACUCAACUUGGCAUUUCCCAAAGAUGUUUGUCUCUUUAUAGUCUUCCAGGAAGGACAGAUUAGUGCUGGUUACUCCUUAACAAAGGCAAUUUAGAAAUACACCUGAUAUAUUUACAUUUGGGUAUUAUGCAGUUAGAGCAACUUAUAUUAAAACUGGUGUCAAAAAAAAUUCCUUCAAUGUAGAGACUGAAAGGUUUAUUGCAUUGGCUUAUUUUUUUAAGAAAACAAAUUGAGGUAAUUAGGGAGUAAUUACUUCAAUAUUAAAUGAAAAGGAGUGAACUUCAUUGAUGCCUGAAACAUUAGACUGGUUACAGUAAAUGACUGAUGUAAACUCUGCUCGCUGUCCCAAUAUCUUAUUGUAUUUUUCUUAACCAAAAGCAUAUGUGAAAGGCAUUCAACAAACAGAACAACUUAGUUUUCUUUCUCUGCUUGGAGAAAUGGGUGCUGCUUUUGGGCCAGGGCCAGCCAAUACUAAAAGAUACUUGGACUUAUUGUCCCCGUUGUCCUCUUGACUUCUCCCUUCCACAAAUAAAAUAUUAUUCUUAUAUUUCAUAAUAUGUAAGCAACCCAGGAGAAGCCUUACUAAACAACCAAGAGAAGACAAAUGUCUAUUUCAGUGUUUCUCAACCUUGGCAACUUGAAGA
Molecule: messenger RNA, 5542 nt
Organism: Thamnophis elegans (Western terrestrial garter snake)
Lineage: Eukaryota; Metazoa; Chordata; Lepidosauria; Squamata; Natricidae
Gene: SMOC2
Product: SPARC related modular calcium binding 2
Exons: 13
Coding region: 537-1919 (460 amino acids)
Biological process (GO): extracellular matrix organization
Cellular component (GO): basement membrane
Molecular function (GO): extracellular matrix binding; heparin binding; calcium ion binding
Source: RefSeq, a predicted model, not a curated record